Messenger RNA from Hemibagrus wyckioides, 1604 nucleotides. RefSeq names its product isocitrate dehydrogenase (NAD(+)) 3 catalytic subunit alpha (gene idh3a). The record is from RefSeq and is a predicted model, not a curated record. Bases 74 to 1171 code for a protein of 365 amino acids. NCBI's taxonomy places the organism in Eukaryota, Metazoa, Chordata, Actinopteri, Siluriformes, Bagridae. Gene Ontology annotation, biological process: tricarboxylic acid cycle; isocitrate metabolic process. Gene Ontology annotation, molecular function: magnesium ion binding; isocitrate dehydrogenase (NAD+) activity; NAD binding. The transcript has 11 exons. Gene Ontology annotation, cellular component: mitochondrion.
CAACCCGUGGGUCUCUCUCCACAGACAGGCUCUCUGCAGUGAACUCUCCGGCGCCAGCAGCUGCUUGAGGAAGAUGGCUGGGAAUGCAUUGAGGUCAACGGUGUCCCGUGUCUUGGGAGCACUAACAAGCCAAACGCAGCCCAGGACUUUUUCCAGAGGACUGCAAACUGUAACACUAAUUCCAGGAGAUGGAAUUGGACCUGAGAUCUCCACAGCUGUAGUGAAAAUAUUCGAAGCAGCUAAAGUUCCCAUUCAAUGGGAGGAGAAGAACGUGACUGCUAUCAAAGGACCUGGAGGGAAAUGGAUGAUUCCUCCUGAAGCCAAAGAGUCAAUGGACAGAAGCAAAAUCGGACUAAAGGGACCUCUGAAGACCCCUAUCGCUGCUGGCCAUCCUUCUAUGAAUCUGCUGCUUAGAAAGACAUUUGACCUGUACGCAAACGUGCGUCCCUGUGUGUCCAUUGAGGGCUAUAAGACUCCUUACACAGACGUCGACCUGGUUACCAUCAGAGAAAACACUGAGGGAGAGUACAGUGGAAUUGAACACGUGAUUGUAGAUGGGGUUGUGCAGAGCAUAAAGCUGAUCACAGAAGAUGCCAGCCGACGCAUAGCUGAGUACGCCUUUGAGUAUGCUAGGAAUAACCAGAGAACCAGUGUAACCGCUGUUCACAAGGCCAACAUCAUGCGCAUGUCCGACGGCCUGUUUCUGAGGAAGUGCAGAGAAGUGGCUGAAAACUACAAGGAUGUCAAAUUCACUGAAAUGUACCUGGAUACAGUGUGUCUGAAUAUGGUGCAGGAUCCCACUCAAUUUGAUGUGCUUGUUAUGCCCAACCUGUAUGGUGAUAUAUUGAGUGAUCUUUGUGCCGGAUUGAUUGGAGGUCUAGGAGUGACUCCUAGUGGCAACAUUGGUGCUAAUGGUGUUGCCAUAUUUGAAUCGGUACAUGGAACUGCACCAGACAUUGCUGGUAAGGACCUGGCCAACCCUACUGCUCUGCUUCUGAGUGCAGUGAUGAUGUUGAAGCACAUGGGACUGCAUGAUCAUGCCAAGAAAAUCGAGACCGCCUGCUAUGACACCAUCCGAGACAAGAAGGUUUUGACCAAGGAUCUUGGUGGAAAUUCCAAGUGUUCAGAGUUCACAGCUGAGAUUUGCCGACGAGUACAGGACGUGAACUGAGACACGGAACACUAUUAUGUGACCGGUUAUCUGUGGUCCGGUUUCUGCCUCCGAAAGGCACACAAAAAAAUUUGCCUUCAUAUCAUUCUAUCUGUAUUUGCACACAAUUAUGCUAUAAACGUACAUGUAUAUCUAAGACAAAAAAAAACUUAACCUUAACUUCGAAGUUUAUAUUUUGUUUAUUUCGCCUCCAAAACAAAGAGAACUGUUCAAAUUCGUCAGUGGUAUCAAUGUGCAAAAUGUUUUCUUUUUCUUUCUUUCUGUCAAAUGAAAUGCAUAACCGAAGAUUCUUUAUUUAUUAACUAGAGAUGUUCUCUGGUUCUCUGGUUCUCUGGUCCCUCAUGUUUUAACAUAACCACUUUGUCACUGGUUUAAUGGUGUAAACUUGGUCAAUUUAAGACAUUAAGUACAUUAAAGUUGCUGAUAUUUUGAA